UGCGUGCUCCUCAUUCAUCCCGUUUACCGAUCACCCUUUCCCACUCUCUCCGCACUAUAAACUCAGUUCGCUUACCUUCUUCUUUCGUGGUCGCUUGCAGGUCGGUGCACGACACUUUCGGGAUCGUUACUGGCCGUCGUUUCGAUGGGACACCUCAAGAUGGACGGCCAGAUGGAGGUCCGGGAUGCGGCCGCCGCAGGGCUCCGCAGCUUGGAGCGCGUCGUCUUCCAUCUCUCCCACCAGCAGUCGCCGUGGGAUUGCCGUGAGAUCACAGACCAGACGAUUGCCAAGUUCAAGAAAGUCAUCUCCGCCCUGAACCGGACCGGCCAUGCCCGGUUCCGCCGCGGCCCGGCUCAGCCCGCCUUCUCCGCCGAAGCAGAGGAAGCACCAGCGGUGCACUACCACGCGCUCGCUCGUCCGCCGCUGCCGCCGGCUGCGGUCGCGACCUCGAACCUAGAUCCUACAAAGCUGGAGGAGCACUUGAAAGUCUCGGCGGCGGUGUCGUCGGCCCAAAAGCCGCCUCUGGCGCCGUCCCACAAGAGGAAGGUCCCCGACCACGCCCACCCCCCGGAGGCCGCAAAACAAGCCGCCAGGCGCUGCCACUGCUCAAAGAAAAGAUACCCCUCCUCCGUCGCGCCGAAACUUAAUUUCGCGCAUCCACGCAUCUCCUCGCUGACACGCUCCGCGACGUCCUCUGCGUGCGACAGGAAGGACCGGGAAAAAAGGACGGUGCGCGUGCCGGCCGUCGGCUCGAGGAACGCGGACUUUCCGGUGGACGAGUACUCGUGGCGUAAGUACGGGCAAAUGUUCAUCAAGGGAUCCCCUUACCCGAGGGGGUACUACAAGUGCAGCAGCGUGAAGGGGUGCCCGGCGAGGAAGCACGUCGAGCGGGCGGCCGAUGACCCCUCGAUGCUAAUCGUAACGUACGAAGGGGUGCACCGGCAUUCCCCGAGCAGGCCCGCCUGUCGUUGACCUGUGGUGCUGGAUCUUAUCUUCACUUUUUUAUAGUUUGACCUGUCAAAUGUCCACCAGGAAAUGUAGACUUCAGUUCAGACAUAUGGAACGGCAAUUUUCCCCUUUAUAUUUGUUUUGACUUGUCAUCUCAAAGUCAACUGUGGUUGCUUUAUAUUUAUUUUUGAUUUCAUAAUUUGGUGUGAAUUACACACUCAAAUGGUUAGCCAAAGGAAAGAAGGGGUUAUGAUGUAAUUUCACCAUUACAUGAAAUUACAAAUAGGAAAAAACUUUUGAUUAGAUUAUUUAUUGUAAAUAAAAAUUGCACAUAGAUAAAAUAAAAUAUUUGAGGGUCAAAUGUAUGUGAGUGGUGGUCAAUGCAAAAGAUUUUGUUUAUUUGAUAUUCUA
Molecule: messenger RNA, 1359 nt
Organism: Musa acuminata AAA Group (dessert banana)
Lineage: Eukaryota; Viridiplantae; Streptophyta; Magnoliopsida; Zingiberales; Musaceae
Product: WRKY transcription factor WRKY51-like
Exons: 2
Coding region: 145-972 (275 amino acids)
Biological process (GO): regulation of DNA-templated transcription
Molecular function (GO): sequence-specific DNA binding; DNA-binding transcription factor activity
Source: RefSeq, a predicted model, not a curated record